Messenger RNA from Colletotrichum gloeosporioides, 309 nucleotides. RefSeq lists its product as uncharacterized. The record is from RefSeq and is a predicted model, not a curated record. The coding region runs from base 1 to 309 and encodes 102 amino acids. The transcript has a single exon. Lineage: Eukaryota; Fungi; Ascomycota; Sordariomycetes; Glomerellales; Glomerellaceae.
AUGACAGCUUCCAGAGGCCACAUGUGGUUAACAGUACCACAUAGCAUUAUUGUCAACGUCUCACUGUGCAUAGCUCAAGCACGCUUCACUCCAAGGACAUCAGGUUCCGCUACAUCAAACCUGACAUACCAUGCCACACUCGCAAGAACCAUGAUCCGGAACACAUCACUCCAUGUCCCAAGAAAAUCCUCCCAGAAACCGCUGUCCAGCACCACCCACUCCCAAAGAUCGUCACUUGGGCAGCGGUCCUCAUGCGCCCAACGCAACACUCCGCCGGGAAUGCUCACCUUGGGGGACCUCAAAGGCUAA